AGCUCAUUCUUGCUAUCGUCCUAUCGUUGCGCUAUGCGCGUUUGUGCCAUGUGUGUGUUCAUUUAAGCUCCUACAAGUCGAAACUCUUGGCUAAGUCGUGACAAUGUCAUUAAAUUCAGCAAAUCGCGUCAUAUUUCUUUUGAGAGGGGCGUGUUCAAGGUAUAGAUCUUUCUCUUCCUCUUCGGUGGCCACCAAUGAAUUGCGUCUCACAAAUGAGGCCGUCAGAAAGAAGCGAGAUGCCUUGUUCACAGCUGAGAAGGAACGUCAAGCAGCUCUCAUCACGCGCGUGGAGAAAAUUGAAGUGCGAUACUUGGGUCCAAUGGAGGAUUGCACCCUUAUUAUGAACAAAGGAAUCUCUACGCCGCACGACUGUGCUAGACACAUCCAUGAAAGCCUAGUUCAGAGAGCAGCCAUUGCUGAGGUUGAUGGAGAACCAUGGGAUAUGAGUAGACCACUCGUACAGGAUUGCCAUCUUAGGCUAAACUUCUACAAAGACCCCAACCCCUACUUUGCAAACAAGGCUUUUUGGCGAACUGGCAGUUUCCUUCUUGGUUACGUAGUAGACCGUGCUUUCAAGGACCAAUUUUAUGUGCAACUGCACAGUUGGCCACAGCCCCAAGUGCGGUCUGGAAGCUUUGUGUACAAUGUGGACCUUGGCAUAGAAAACUGGGAACCUCGUCGAGAUGAAUUGGAUGUUCUGUCCGGGAUGGGCAGGAGACUUGCAACAAAGCCACACCAUUUUGAGAGGCUUGAGGUGGAUGCUUCAGUGGCACUUCAAAUGUUCGAAGACAACAAGUAUAAGGCAGAGCAGAUUCCUAGAAUAGCAGCAGCAUCACCCACUGGUAACACAGUCACAUUGUACCGUUUGCUGGACCAUGUGGACAUCAGUUCCGGACCCAUGGUUGGGUCUCUCGAUCACAUGAGCCGUUUCAAAGUUGUUGCGGUUUAUCCCAUGGACACAUCUAUAGGGGUGCUUUAUCGAUUCCAGGGCUUGGCCAUACCAAGUUCAUUUUCUAUAAGUGAAUUUGCAUAUAAUGUCUGCUGUGAACGUGCACAAAGAAUGAAUUACACAGGUCUUCCACGGACUGAAUCUGAAGCUGGUGAAGAACCCACUGAAGACAAUGCGCACUUUGAAGACAUGAGUGCUGAAGAUGAACAUGUCAAAAGUGAAACUGCAAGCGACAGUGUCACUGCUGCCUGCAAAGACUCUGCACCUGCAGCAUCUAAUCGUACUUCUUCUACCUGAGAAGUCAGGAGCAUUUGUAGUUAUGCCAUGAUAAAAGAGUAAUACUGCUGGA
Molecule: messenger RNA, 1298 nt
Organism: Dermacentor silvarum
Lineage: Eukaryota; Metazoa; Arthropoda; Arachnida; Ixodida; Ixodidae
Gene: mRpL39
Product: 39S ribosomal protein L39, mitochondrial
Exons: 10
Coding region: 104-1246 (380 amino acids)
Biological process (GO): threonyl-tRNA aminoacylation
Cellular component (GO): mitochondrion
Molecular function (GO): nucleotide binding; threonine-tRNA ligase activity
Source: RefSeq, a predicted model, not a curated record